Molecule: messenger RNA, 1916 nt
Organism: Drosophila obscura
Lineage: Eukaryota; Metazoa; Arthropoda; Insecta; Diptera; Drosophilidae
Gene: MFS9
Product: sialin
Exons: 6
Coding region: 171-1679 (502 amino acids)
Biological process (GO): transmembrane transport; monoatomic anion transport
Cellular component (GO): plasma membrane
Molecular function (GO): transmembrane transporter activity
Source: RefSeq, a predicted model, not a curated record
ACUGGAACAUUCAGUCCGCUGCGAACAACCGGCGACCACACACCUGCCCACGCCAUCACCUCAGUGGCAAGCAGUCUAAUUGAUCAAAACGAAAGGAAGCAGUUUGAGAGCAGUUUGAAGACGCGUUUCAAAACUUUCUUUGGUUUUGGUUAAUCGAACGGCACGGCACAAUGACUGACUUGGAGUCUACAAAAAAUGGAAAACACCAUGAACUGGUGCACCACAACAACAAUGAUAUCACGGAGAGCGAGCCCCUCACAUGGCGCUUUUGGCGCAAGCAGCGCUACAUUGUGGUGCUGUUGGCUUUCUUUGGCUUCUUCAAUGUGUACUCGCUGCGGGUGAAUCUCUCGGUGGCGAUUGUGGCCAUGACCGAGAACCGCACGGUUAUCGAUGGCGAUGGGCAUGUGUCAUAUGAGCAGGACUUUCCCUGGGACUCCAAACAGAAGGGUCUGAUUCUCAGCUCGUUCUUCUACGGCUACAUUCUGACGCAGUUCUUGGGCGGCUACAUUGGCACCAAGAUUGGUGGCAACCUUGUCUUUGGCACUGGCAUUGGCAGUACUGCGAUCCUGACACUGCUCACGCCGCUGGCUGCUAAGCACAGUUUGGAAAUGUUCCUGGCCGUGCGCAUCAUCGAGGGCUUCUUUGAGGGCGUCACCUUCCCGGGCAUCCAUGCCGUGUGGGCCCGCUGGUCGCCGCCCCUGGAGCGUUCACGCAUGGCCUCCAUUGCCUUUGCAGGUAACUAUGCGGGCACUGUGGUAGCGAUGCCCUGUUCAGGGUACCUGGCCACUCAUUGUGGCUGGGAGAGCGUCUUCUAUGUGUUCGGAACCAUCGGCUGCAUCUGGUACCUGGUCUGGCUGCUGUUCGUGCGCGCUGGACCGGAGUUGGAUCGUUUCUGUUCGAAGGAGGAGUGCGACUAUAUCCAGAAGAGCAUUGGCUAUUCAGGCAGCAAAAACAUCAAGCAUCCAUGGAAGGCGAUCUUCACUUCGAUGCCGUUCUAUGCCAUCAUGGCAUCGCACUUCUCGGAGAACUGGGGCUUCUACACGCUGCUCACCCAAUUGCCCAGCUUCCUCAGGGAUACGCUCAACUUUGACCUGGGCAAGACGGGCAUUCUCUCGGCUGUUCCAUAUCUGGCCAUGGGCAUUCUGCUUGCCGUUUCCGGCUACCUGGCCGAUUGGCUGCAGGUGAAGGGCUAUUGGACGACCACUCAGGUGCGCCGCAACUUCAAUUGUGGCGCAUUCCUGGCUCAGACGGUGUUCAUGAUGCUCACUGCAUAUCUCCUGGAUCCCACAUGGUCGGUGGUGAGUCUCACCAUAGCCGUGGGAUUGGGUGCCUUUGCUUGGUCCGGCUUUGCGGUCAAUCAUUUGGACAUUGCUCCGCAGCAUGCCAGCGUCUUGAUGGGCAUUGGCAACACAUUCGCAACCAUUCCGGGAAUUGUCAGUCCGCUGCUGACAGGCUACGUGGUUGUCGAUCAGACCAGCGAGGAGUGGCGCAUAAUUUUCUUCAUUUCGGCGGGUAUAUAUCUGGUCGGUUGUGUCAUCUACUGGUUCUACUGCUCCGGCGAGCUGCAGGAGUGGGCCAAGACGCCCGAGCAGAAGGCCCAGGAGGCCGAGGAGAAGGCACAGCUGCAACUAACACAGACCGGAGGGUUUGUCAAUGCGGCAGCCGAGCUAAAGGACUAGUCCGCCCGGCUCCAUGUGUACCACUGAGUGAAUGCCUUCAGUUUUGGCAUCUAUCCCACGCAUUUCGAGAGCACCACAUGAAGAAUUUGUUCCCCAAGUAUUUGUUCUUUGUUACGUUUGUGUGAUGCUAGCAAUAUGCGCCCCAUUGUGUCUAUAUUUAUGUAUGUUAAUCUAUUUAGUGUAUCAGAGCACUCGCUGUGAGAGUGUCUGUGAAUAAACGAAGCAUUUUAUUACAAG